GGGUUCCUCCUCUUUCCUCAAAAACUCUACGGACAGUUGGAUACUCGGGAAAAGCAGAAGAACAAAGUUACACAAAGCCAUUGGUCAUUACAGUAGGAGCUCAAACCCUACGUCACUCAUUCCUGUAUGCCCCCAAAUGCCCCAUACCCCUACUCGGAAGAGACCUUCUGGUAAAAAUUGGAGCCAUUAUUCUGUGCACCACAGAUGGACUCAUUGUACAUCUUCCAGGACAAAAACCAACAAAUACUCUCUUACAACAUGGACACAGAAUUCUCAUGAUGGGGCCUGAAACAAAACAAGACACACCACUAGAAACCACUCAGGUUAAUUGGAUCAGACUGUGCAGCACCACAAUCGAUACACCAGAAAUACAGCGACACUACAUGGAAUGGAAACCAUGGAUCAACACACUGGGCCCAUACGGGCCUCCCCUGGAUCCCCUACACUGUACCUACAACUACCAACGCAGACCAGACGAGGAAUACCAACAAGCAUGGGAAGAAGAUAAAGAACAAAUGACUGAACAACUGUCCAUCACUGACAUCUAUGUGGGACCACAAGGUGUCGCUGCAUACUGUGAACUGACUCCUGAACAGAAAACCUGGUAUACUCUGGGACAUGAAAGUGAGCCGCAUGUAACCCUUGCUGUAGGAGUUGGAUAUGAAGCAAGAUCACUAGGACCCAUGAUAAAGACAGCACUAACUAAAGACUGGCAACAAACCACUGUCCCAAAAGUGCUCCGCUCAUCAGAUGGAACUAUGUGGAAAAUUAAGCAUGCUGGAACAGAUAUUGGAAUACUGGAAAAGCAGGAGUUGGACAGAGAUCAUGGAAGGGAACAUACUAACCACCCAGAUGCAGAACAGUGUCUUUCACUAGUCCCAGAGAAAGUGUGGACCACACAUCCUUAUGAUGUAGGAUGUGUCCCCGCCCAUCAGAUCACAGUCCAAUUAAGACCACAACAAUUACCCUGCUGGAAACCCCAGUACAGACUGAAACAGGAACAAGUUGAAGGGAUUGACGACACCAUACAGGGAUUACUGACAGCAGGUGUAUUAAGGCCAACUCAAUCUCCAUGGAACACACCUAUAUUGCCAGUCCCAAAAGCAGAAAACAAAGGAUGGAGAAUGGUACAUGACCUACGACAAAUUAAUCAAGCCACUACCACCGCAAACAUCCCUGUCCCAGACCCCUAUGUUGCUUUACAGAAUCUGAACCCCACCCACACCCACUUCAGUGUCAUUGACCUAGCCAACGCAUUCUUCUGCCUGCCUCUCGCCCCAGAAGUACAAGACAUAUUUGCCUUCACCUACAAAGGACAGCAGUACACAUACAACCGUAUGCCGCAAGGUUACAAAGACAGCCCAGGAUUUUUCAACCAAGCAUUGAGAAAAAAUCUGAAACAUCUCCAACUGCCAUCAGGAACUGUCCUAAUUCAAUAUGUCGAUGACUUAUUGUUAGCAAGUCCAUCAGCACAAGCAUGCCUAAAAAGUACUACAGAUCUUUUGAUACUCCUUGCCAAUGCAGGAUACAAAGUCAAAAAAGAAAAAACACAAAUAUGCAGACGAACAGUUACAUUCUUGGGAAGACUAAUUUCUGCAAACAGCCUCACUCUGACAUCAUCACAAAGAACAUCCAUUCUCUCACAUGGAAAGCCAAAAACUGUGCAACAAAUGCUUGCUUUCCUUGGACUUACAGGAUACUCCAGAAAUCAUGUGCCAGAUUAUGUAUCGCUCACACAACCACUCAGGGAAAUGUUGUCAGUGGCCGGAAAUCGAAAUCUCACUGCUACCCUUGAUUGGACCCAAGAAGGAGAAGAAGCUUUCACCCGUACCAAACAAGCGCUAGGACAAGCAGCACACCUCUGCUCCCCAGACUACACCCAGCCAUUCUAUCUUGAUGUUUCAGAAACAGGAAGCAUUGUGAAUGCCGUUCUGUUUCAGAAAAAGGAGGGAGAGAGGAGAGUACUAAUGUAUCACAGUUCCAGAUUGGACAAUAUUGAACAAGGACAAACAGGAUGUGCCAGACAUCUAGCAGCCCUGACUAAGGCCAUAGACAAAACAUCGCAUGUGGUCAUGUGCCAUCCCCUGAAAAUCAACACUACACAUGGAGUAAUUGCAUUCUUAAGCUCCAGAGCAUUUACUUUCUCCCCAGUCAGAAAAAUCAAGAUUUCUGACAUCCUGACCCAACCACACAUCAGUUAUGAAACAGAAAGAACAAACAUGGCCAACGGACUGAAUUCAGAAGAACAUGUACCACAUGACUGUGAAUUUGUAGCACAAAAAGACCUGAAGCUCAGAGAAGACCUGCAAGCAAGCCCGCUGGAGAAUCCAGAAAUCACAUUGUACUGUGAUGGCUGCUGCUACAGAGGAGAACAGGGAAAUGUAGCCUCAUAUGCAGUGGUGCAACAACAGGGACAGCAAAUUGAGACCCUAAACUCUGCCAUCAUUCCCCAACCAGCUUCUGCCCAAUUAGCUGAAGUGAUUGCAUUAACCAAAGCUUUAGAACUAGGGAAAGACAAGAGAGUAAACAUUUACACUGACUCAGCAUAUGCACAUGGCGCAGUACACAUAGAUGGCCCACAAUGGCUAAGGAGGGGAUUUUUGACCAGUCAAAAGACUCCAGUCAAACACGCCGGUGCUCUCCAAGACCUUCUCAGAGCCAUCUUACUCCCUACACAGAUAGCAGUAAUAAAAUGCAAAGGUCACCAAAACUCAACCUCACCUGUAGCUAAAGGAAAUGAUGCAGCAGACAAAGCAGCUAAACAAGCAGGAGGUUAUAACAGACAAUUGAUAUGUCUACAGACAGAGAACAGCCCCGAACUAACCAAAGAACACAUACAGAGAAUGCAAGAACAGGCAGGCCCCUAUGAACAAAACCAGUGGCUUUCAAAAGGCGCAAAUAAAACAGAUGAAGGUAUUUGGAGAACACAUGAUGGUCGUUUGGUGGCACCUGCAGAACUCUGUCAUUUAUUAAUUAAAGAAGCCCAUGGACCCACCCAUGUUGGUAGGAAAAGAACCACUAAAGGAGUGGAGAUUCAUUGGUGGCAUCCUUACAUGAAAGAAAUGGUAGAAAACUUUAUUAACGACUGCGGGAAAUGCAAUGCUUUCAAUGACAGGAGACCUUACAAAUGUCCAAUGGGACGUUUUCCGGUUCCAGAUGCUCCAUUUAAAGAAAUCUGUAUAGACUUUACAGACAUGGGGGCAGAUAAUGUAGUCCAAACUGCUACCAAAGCACCGUGGAACGAAACAGAGACUCCUGUUGGGCCUGGAGACUGGGUGUGGGUGAAAGUCCACAAGAGAAAGUGGGCUGAACCCAGGUGGACAGGACCGUGGGAAGUGAUUGAGCACUCCACCCACGCCCUGAAAAUUAGAGGUGUGUACCUGUGCCCUGCGCCUGACGCCACGUAA
Molecule: messenger RNA, 3407 nt
Organism: Micropterus salmoides (largemouth bass)
Lineage: Eukaryota; Metazoa; Chordata; Actinopteri; Centrarchiformes; Centrarchidae
Exons: 3
Coding region: 276-3407 (1043 amino acids)
Molecular function (GO): RNA-DNA hybrid ribonuclease activity; nucleic acid binding
Source: RefSeq, a predicted model, not a curated record